AUGAGCCGGCGGAACCACAGUGAAGCCUCUUCUGAAGCGCCGUCGUCUCGCCCUCGUCGCUCCACCCGUCUGUCUUCUAGCUCUGCCAGUUCUUCAGUCGAGCCCGAGGAAUUGCCUCGUCGACGCCUGUGGCGUCGUGAGCCGGUCGGCAUCCGUACGCCCAGUGAUGAUGAGGUCGCCCGACAGGGCGGUAUCUCUCGGGCUACUCGGCCUAAAUUCUCUCGGGCCUUCGAGGAUGCUGGCUUCGAAUCUCUGUCUUGGAAGAAGGACCGGCGACGCGUAGCAAGGGAAUUUGCCCCUGUCACACAGUCCGCCGAUGAUAUUCCCACCGACCUUCAGGACCGCAUCAACGCGCUGUCACCCGAAGCGAGGCGCGCCAGCAACUUGCAAGCCAUCUUUGAAGCAGAAAUCGCCGCCAAUACCGCAGAAGACGAGCCGAAUGCCCCGCCAAUCCGCAUCAUCAACGACGUCGACGAUGAGCCUACACCUCCCAUGGAGUUCUAUUACACGAACUUGAUGUGGCACGGUGCGGAUGUCCCGAGGCCCGACUUCGAGGCGCUCAAAGGUUGCGGCUGCAUCGGUCCUUGCAAUCCAAACUCCAAGACUUGCGCAUGUGUCAGGCGGAACAAGCAAUACUGGGACGGUGGCGGUUUCAUGUACGAUCAGAAGGGAAAACUGAAGCACCAUCAGUAUCCAAUCUUCGAGUGCAAUAUCAACUGUGGUUGCUCUGAUGAUUGCCCGAACCGAGUCAUGCAGCGUGGAAGGCAAUAUGAGAUAGCAAUACAGAAGACAGAAGCUAAGGGUUGGGGGGUAUUUGCUGGGCCAAAGAGAAUCCCAGCUUAUAGCUUCCUCGGAGUCUAUGCUGGGGAAUAUCUCACAGACCAAGAGGGAGAGAAGAGAGGAUUGUACUACAACAGUUUUGGGAGAACAUAUCUCUUUGACGUGGAUUUCUAUCAUGUUAAGAAAGAUGAGGAUGAGCCUCCCAAAUACUGCAUAGACGCAUAUCAUGCUGGCAAUAAUCACAGUUGUGACCCCAACUGUGCGAUUGUUGCAGGCUACAUCAAUGAAUCCAACAUUGAUAAGCCUCUCCUCACCAUCUUCACCAUAAAGGAUGUGGAGCCUUAUGAAGAGCUAUGCUUUUCCUACUUUGGUGUGGAUGAGGAGGACAAGCCUGCACUUGCUGCUCAAGCCAAUGGUGCAGUGUAUGUUCCUUGCCGAUGUGGCACCGCCAAAUGCAAGGGUUUCCUCUGGAAGUGA
This is a messenger RNA of Dichomitus squalens LYAD-421 SS1, 1257 nucleotides long. RefSeq names its product SET domain-containing protein. The record is from RefSeq and is a predicted model, not a curated record. Gene Ontology annotation, cellular component: nucleus. The coding region runs from base 1 to 1257 and encodes 418 amino acids. Gene Ontology annotation, molecular function: protein binding; histone methyltransferase activity; zinc ion binding. NCBI's taxonomy places the organism in Eukaryota, Fungi, Basidiomycota, Agaricomycetes, Polyporales, Polyporaceae. The transcript has 6 exons.